UUAUAUAUACCGCAUAAACGCAGGUUCUCUAACCUAGGAAGUCCCUGCUUAUCUCCCUACUAAAUAGCUUCUCGCAAAGUCUCAACAGAAAGUACCCAAAAUGGAGCGUGAGCAGGCGAGCUCUCCGCAGCUGUGCGAGAAGGGCUGUGGCUUCUUCGCGAACGUGGGUUGUGGUGGCCUUUGCAGCAAGUGCCACCGCGAGAUUGCGCGGAACGCUCAAGCCACACCUGCCCAACCAAGGCCGGUCGUAGAACCAGUGGUGGCCAAGCCGUUACAAGAGGCAAAGUCGCCUGUUGAGCCUUCACCGUCGUCCACGCCUGAGGCGAGCACAAGCGGUUCCGCGGAUGUGCCACCAAAGACAGCGACCCGCUGCCUCGAGUGCAGGAAGAAGGUCGGGCUUACCGGUUUCAAGUGCAAGUGUGGGAACAUCUUUUGCGGGCAGCAUCGCUACGCUGAGAGCCACAACUGCCCCUUUGACUACAAAGGCAUGCAUAAGGAGAAGCUGUCGUCUGCCAACCCAGUGGUACAGGCCAGCAAGGUGCAGAAGAUUUGAGCUGACCGUCUAUACUAGGAGCGCAUUAGGUAGCUUACGGCUUUGUGCUUCACGUCGCGGUUUGCGCUAGGAGCAUCGGCAUGUCUGCGCAUGUGCAGAGCGGAUGUUGGGCGGUAACAGGCAUACAACUCCUGCAGACAUGAGCUAUUUGCCUUACAUGUGUACUUAUCUGCAUUUGAGCGGGUUGCAAUGCAAUGACGGUCGCAUAUCGGAGCAAUGUACGUUUUGUGACGGUGGGGUGUGGCGGCCCCAAUGGGGGGUUUUACAUGCAGCGUGCCAUCUCUGUACUUUAUGAGAUUACUUCACAACCUUGUAAACGGUUUGGACCUCAAUUGUUGUGACGGCUAUAUCUUCUUUUGACAUUUGACUGUGCUGUACUGUUUCUGCUGGUAAUUAUGGCGUCCCUCGCCCAUGUGGUACUCGUGGAGGCGAGGGGUGAAUGCAGGUCCAUUGCGCCUUUCAUUGUAAAAUACAAUUCGA
This is a messenger RNA of Astrephomene gubernaculifera, 1033 nucleotides long. Lineage: Eukaryota; Viridiplantae; Chlorophyta; Chlorophyceae; Chlamydomonadales; Astrephomenaceae. The record is from the annotation of a GenBank genome assembly.